AUGAGAAUCUGGAGCUCCCUCCUCCUGGUAGUCCUCCUGGCUUUAGAGACCCAGCUGCCUGUGGCCUUGUGCAGGAACAAGGGAGAAAAAUUGGGGGGCUGCCCACCAGACGAUGGACCUUGCCUCCAGGGGACUCCUGACCAGUGCAUGAAUGACCGCCAGUGUCCCUCAUCUAUGAAGUGCUGCUCCAGAGCCUGUUUCCGCCAGUGUGUCCCCAGGGUCUCAGUAAAGCUGGGCAAGUGCCCCGUGGAUAAACUCCACUGCCUCAGUCCUAAAAAGCACACGUGUAACAAAGACUCGGACUGCUCAGGCAAGAAGCGAUGCUGCCUCAGCGCCUGUGGCCGGGACUGCCGAGACCCCAGCAAAGGUACCAUUCCUGGAGGCCAAGACAGUGUCUUCCCCUUCAGCCUAGCUCUAGUCUAG
Onychomys torridus (southern grasshopper mouse) is the source of this 423-nucleotide messenger RNA. RefSeq names its product WAP four-disulfide core domain 5 (gene Wfdc5). Lineage: Eukaryota; Metazoa; Chordata; Mammalia; Rodentia; Cricetidae. The transcript is spliced from 3 exons. Gene Ontology annotation, cellular component: extracellular region. Gene Ontology annotation, molecular function: peptidase inhibitor activity. The coding region runs from base 1 to 423 and encodes 140 amino acids. The record is from RefSeq and is a predicted model, not a curated record.